CACCGACGGUUCGAGUAAAACAUCCUUGAUCCUUUCACUCUUCCGCUGAGAUAGUUCUUACGUAAAGGUAAUAUGCAUGCUGUAUGAACUCUCAAAUAUAAACAAUGAAUUUAGUGCUGCUAUUAGUGUUUUCCUCGAUAGUUUUUAAAGUGAUUCUAAGUGAUGAAGUGCCGAAAUGUUGUGCUACACACGAAAUUUUAUCCAAAAAUGGAAUUACUUUUAAUUGUGUUCCUGAUUUGACCAGAAGACUGCAAAUAAAUACUAAGAAUACUAAUCACUUAGAAACUAACCCUAGAGAUACAUGUUACGAUGUAUUUGAAGAUAACUUUGUAGAACUUAAAGAGAACAAAGUGGAAAGAGUAACAGGUAGAUUUUUUCCAAAAUGUUGUCCCUUAGAUACUGUUUACAAUACCAAACUACAUUCCUGUGUAAAAAAGACAGUUUCCAAUAACAUUUUUAUUAACGAAACCUUUAUAAAAGUUGGCUUGGCAAAUUGCAAAAUUGUCGCUGAUUUCGAUUUGGAAAAAGACGCAGACUUUGAGUAUAAAUUAUUAGAUAGCCAUAAAAAAAUAAGAAGGACUUCAUUGCAGGAUUAUAGCUCAUUUUGUGUUGAUAAAACUGAGAGUGAUUCGUUCGUGAUAAGGGAAUGUCAAGACGGUUUUGAUAGCUGUGAUAACUUUAGAUGUAUUAAGAAAUGUUGUCCUGAUGGACAGAGCUUUGUAAAUGGUUCUAAGUGUCAAGACACUUAUGAACAUGGAAUCAAUCUGACUGUUUUGAGCAAAUUUGUGAAGAAUCAUGAGGGUGACUUCGCCAUUAUCCACAACCGAACUUGUUCCAAGAUCCACCUUGUGAAAGAGGACUAUAAUGCCACUGUAAAUGAUGAUGGCAGCUUCACCGAAUGGCUUCCAAGUGGUUAUCGUAUAGAGAGUGUUGCAGAACAGGUCUCAUAUUGCAUAGAGCACACCCAAAAAAAGAAUAUGAAUGGUUAUUUCAUGUUCCACUGUUUUCCUGAGAAACCCACGGGCCUUACCAAAUUCGAUUAUCGAUUAUGGCCUUUUAUAACGUCGUGUGUUUUCUUGGUGUUAACAGUUGUUGUUUAUAUUAUCAUCAAGGAGUGGAAAAAGAUGUUUGGAAAAAUAUUAGUGAGCUACUGUAUUGCUUCCUUCUUCGUUUAUGUCAUAUUGACGUUGGGACAACUGAAUACGGAACCGACUUUUACUGAUUGUCAACUAAGAGCCUUCUUACUGAUCUUUUUUGCAAUUGCUCAAUUUUCUUGGGCUAAUGUAAUGAGUUUUGAGAUAUGGUGUACGUUUGGUACCACAAAAAUAUAUUUAGGAACCAAUUAUCGAGAAGCAGAAUUGCGAAAAUUUAUGUUGUACAGCUUAUAUGGAUGGGGAACUCCACUAAUACUUACUCUCGUUACGCUGUUAUUCUCCAAAUGGACGGUUCUACCUUACGCUGUCCAGCCAUACAUAGGAGAAGUCAAGUGCUUCUUUGACAGUAAACAAGGAAAUUACGCAAAAUUCCUCUUCUUGAAUAUACCCCUGCUCAUAAUCCAAAUAGUAAAUAUGAUUUUCUUCGUCAAGACUAUUAUUUAUUGUGUAAGAGUGCGCAAUGAAAUUAACAAAAUUAAUGACGCACGAAUAACUCAUUCCAAAAAGAAGUAUAACCAUGACAGAGAAAGGUAUAAUUGGUUGUUCCUGAUUCUUAAGCUAUCGAUUGUUAUGGGAAUAUCUUAUAUCUUCGAAGUUGUGACUGCAUUCUUUAACAUGAGCGAACUGGGAACUGUACCAAAAUAUAUUGAAAUCAUAUUUGACACUUUUAAUGCUUUACAAGGUGUAUUUAUCUUCAUUAUAUUUAUUUGCAAGAAGAAAAUCCUUCUGAACUUAGCUCAGAAAUGUACGAUAUUUGGUAUACACUAUUCGCCGAAUACUUCAUCGGUUCGCACACAUUCCUCUUUGACGCUAAAUGGAGUUGCAAUGACAACCUUAGGAAAUCAGAAUAACAACCAAAAACUAGUUUAAGAUUUUAUUUUUUUGUAAUUUUGUAAUGAAAGGGACAUGUUAUUAUACAGGGUGCUUGGAAAAGAAUGGGCCAUAGCUUAAUAGCCGUUUUAAGCUAACUUACCUUAGUACAAAAGUUGAUAAUAACCGAAAUACAGGGUGUCAAAAUUAAACUUUAAUUUUAUUUAUUUUUGAAUAUUUCUCACAGGCAUGGGACAAUAACACAAAAUUUGGUAAGUGGUGCUGGUAUUGUACAAUCUACUAAAUUAUGUUAAACAAACGUUUCUGGCUACUACCAGAGGCGUACAACGGGGGAACGUGAAUGGUUGACCCUUCCCAAAUUCUACACCACUGGUGAAACUACUAUUUUAGUGCCAUUUCUUGAUUCUACAAUACUUUCUAUGUAAAAAACAUAUCUACUCUUCAUCCUUAAUAAUAAAGCCAUUAGUUUUCGAGAUAUUUGAAGCUAAAAAUGAAGGAGCAUAAUACAUUAAUCAAAAUAAGUGUGCCUUUUCAUUUUUAACUACAAAUAUCUCGAAAACUAAUGACUUUAUCGUUACGAAUGAAGAGUAUUUUAUUUGCAUAGAAAGUAUUGGAAAAUCUAAAAAAUAUGCUAAAAUGGCAGUUUUAUCAGUGGCGUAGAAUUUGGGAAGGGUCAACCAUUCACUUUCCCCUGUCGUACGCCUCUUGUAGUAGCCAGAAACGAUUAUUUAACAUAAUUUAGUAGGGUGUACCGUGCCUACACUUUCUGCCAAGUAUCACACGGAUAUGUCAAAUUAUUUUACAGUAUUAAAUUUUUUUAAAUAAUUUAUUCCUUAUUUAAAACUUUAAGAACUUUGUGUGCCCGUUACUAUAAAACUGAUUGACAUAUCCUUAUGGUUAAGUAUUUUCUAUUGGAAAUAAGCCACAAUUUUACUAAAAAAUGAAUUUAUUAACGUUUCGAAGCCCAAAUCGGGUUUCGUUGUCAAAAUAUAAAAUUCAUUUUUUAGUAAAAUUGUGGCUUAUUUCCCAUAGAAAAUACUUAAUUAUAAAAAUGCCACAAGGAAAUAGCUUCAGAACAACAUUAAAAUAUCCUUAUGGUACUUAGCAGAAAGUGUAGGUACUGUACACCCUACUAAAUUAUAUUAAAUAAUCGUUUGUGGUUAAUACCAGAGGCGUUCGACAGGGGAUAGUAAAUGGUUGACCCUUCCCAAAUUUUUACGCCACUGAUGAAACUGCUAUUUUAGCAUAAUUUUUAGAUUCUCCAAUACUUUCUAUGCAAAUAAUAUAGUAUUCAUUUGUAAGGAUAAAGUCAUUGGUUUUCGAGAUAUUUGAAGUUAAAAAUGAAAGGGCACACUUAUUUUGAUUAAUGUAUUAUGUCCCUUCGUUUUUAGCUUCCAAUAUCUCGAAAACUAAUGGCUUUAUCGCUACGAAUGAAGAGUAUGUUUUCUAUAUAGGAAGUAUUGGAUAAUCAAAAAAUUGCACUAAAAUAGCAAUUUCUCCAGUGGCGUAGAAUUUGGGAAGGGUCAACCAUUCAUGUUCCCCCGUCGUACGCCUCUGGUAGUAGCCAAAAACGUUUGUUCAUAAUUUAGUAGAAUGUACAAUACCAGCACUACUUACCAAAUUUCGUGUUGUUGUCCCAUGCCUGUCAGGAAAUAUUCAAAAAUAAAUAAAAUAAAAGUUUAACUUUGACACCCUGUAUUUAGGUUAUUAUCAACUUUUGUACUAAGGUAAGUUAGCUUAAAUCGACCUAUUUUAAACUCAGGAAUCUAAGGUUAAGCUAUGGCCCAUUCUUUACCAAACACCCUGUAUACUAAUACUACUAUCGGUUUACAGCGCAGCGUUCUCCGACGCCUUCUGACUCCUAACCGCUAUUCUUCUCUGUUUAACCAUAGACCAGGAGGAAUUUCUAUUUCCUCUAGUUCUUUUACAAAUCACUCUCUCCAGAUUCUUCUCGACCAUUCUCUUUUCCUUCUCCCUUGCGUUGUCCACGCCAAAAUCUGUUUAAGGAUUCUGUCAUAAUAUGGCAUUCUCUGUACAUGGCCGUAGCCUAUUAGUUGUUUUGUUUUUAUAUCAUCAAUUAUUUUAUGUGUGACUCCCAUCAUUUCUCGUAUUCUCUCAUUUGGUAUCCGAUCUCUUCUUGAUUUGCCUGCUGUUCUUCUUCAGAAGUCCAUUUCUGUUACUAGUUUUCUCUGUUCUUUGUUCCAGUGGCCAAACUUCACUGGCAUAUGUGAUUACACUUUUAAGUAUGGUAUUGUAUACGAGCUGUUUGUUCGCUUUAGAUAUUGUUUGGUCCCACAGAAUGUUGUUCAUCAUGGAUAUGGAUUUUUUACCCUGCAUGUUUCUGUCUUUUAUAGCAGCAUCAACUAUUCCAUCUUGAGUUAUCUUCAUGCGCAGGUACUUGAAUUCAUCACAGUGUUUAAUUUCUACCUCAUCGUCUAAUGUAAUGGACUGCUUUGUGCUUUGUUCCUCCAAUACAUAUGGACUAAGUUUUAUGCAUAUUAUCUACGAGACCUCAUUUGUUAUAUUUUUCUAUUAACUUCCGCGUCAUUUAACUGAAAUCGUCAUAAUCAUGAGCAAUCAGAAUUUGGUUAUCAGCCAAAGAUAAAGUGUAUAGUGUUAUCUCGUCAUUGAGAAGGAUUCCCAUGCCAUUACAUUUUCUUUUCCACAGCUUGAGUGCUUGUUCCAGAUAAAUUUUGAAAAGGGUAGGCGAAAUGCAGUAAGCCUGCUUCAAUCGUUUACUCACUUUAAAUCCCUCAGAUAUUCUUGAUCCAGUUUUAAUAUUUGCAGUGGUUCCACUAUACAGACUUUGGACUACUUUGAUAAGACCAUGUUUAAUCUUGGUUUGCUGUAGGGUUGACCCCCUAGAUAUGGAUUCCAUCCAUAGUGGUUUUAAAAUAUACCGAUAUUACGAGAAAAGGUUUGAUUAAAGUUUGAACAUUCACGGAUUCAGUGAACAUUUUUUAGACUCUUCUUCGUUUUCUAGUCUUACACAAAAGUACCUGCCUUUAAAUUUUUAGCAUCUUCCUCUUGUUAAGAUACCUACCCUUUCCAGGUCUUGGCGAUUAGCAUGGUUUUCCUAACUUUGUUUGCAGUUAUUCGGAAUAAUACGGUUGUAGACGUAUUAAACAACUUUCUCAGAUUUCGAAGUUAGGAUAUACUUCUUUUCCCUGGUCUUCCCCUCGAAGUACAUACCUUGCCCUGAAGAAUGAGUUACAACCCAUACCUCUGUUAAUAUCUAAUAACAUGUUGUUUAAUAAUCUCUCAUUCCUUGCACAUUUUACGUAGUACAUCCACAUUAGUUACACGAUCCCUAUCAGAUUCUUAAGUUGCAUCUGUAACACCACAUCACGAAGGCCUCCUAGCUUUCGUAAAUAAGCCUCAGAAAAUGUCCAAGCCUCUACUCCGUGAAAUAACGUAGAAAAUACAGCUUACAUAGCAUCUGAUGCUAGUAUGCUAGAGAUUUUAGUACCAAAUAAUGGUAAAUCGUAACUGCUGAAAAAAGACUUCAUCUUUAUGAACGCUGAUCUUGCUGAUAUUAGCGUUUUAAACACUUUUAAUACAUUAUAUGGUGAUGAGUGCACGACGAACCGGCUAAAUCACGCAAAAGAGGGAAACAUAACAGUGAAAUAAAAAAGAAUGAAACUAGUAGAGGUGGGAAAUUAUCAAUAGAAGCCUAUGAAUUUACAUUACAUUGAUAGUUUCCCACCUUUAGACGUGUCAACUGCCACUGUGACAGGAGAAUUUUAUAUGCAAGCCCACGGUUAUUAGACUUUAUUAAUGUCUAAGAACCGUGAUGCAAGCCAAGAAAGAGAGUAAGAAGAAGAAGAAUAUUCUCAUGUGGCAGUUGGUUUGAUUCCGAUACAUCUAAAGUGGGAAACUAUACUAUUAAUAUAAUAUAAAUUUAUAGAUUGUACCACCUACUAGUUUCAUCUCUUUUUAUUUUACAAUUACAACGUACUAUGUUCUCUGUCUUUUCAGUUAUGUUGCCGAUUAUUAGAGCACUCAUCACUGUAUGAACACCGUCCCUUGUAUUGCAAAAUUUCAAAAUAAUUUUUGUGAGAUAAUAGACUUUUGUAUAUUAUAAUAAAAAAUGUAAUGUGUUUUUAUGUAAUAAAAAUAUACGUGUU
Messenger RNA from Diabrotica virgifera virgifera (western corn rootworm), 6112 nucleotides. RefSeq names its product G-protein coupled receptor Mth2-like. Gene Ontology annotation, biological process: cell surface receptor signaling pathway; G protein-coupled receptor signaling pathway. The transcript is spliced from 7 exons. Gene Ontology annotation, molecular function: G protein-coupled receptor activity. Gene Ontology annotation, cellular component: membrane. The record is from RefSeq and is a predicted model, not a curated record. Lineage: Eukaryota; Metazoa; Arthropoda; Insecta; Coleoptera; Chrysomelidae. The coding region runs from base 105 to 2024 and encodes 639 amino acids.